UUUUUAUUACCCUGCUCCUUUAUAUUUCUUUUUGCCCGUGCAAGAAACCCCCCUGGGGAUAACUGCUACGGCAGUUAUUAGUAAAAGACGGAGAUGAAGGGAGGACGCGCCACAAAAACACUACAAUACAAGUACAAUGAUGCAGCGGGGCAUCUGGUUAAAGCCAAAUCCACCGUGCGGAGGCUGCCAUCAAUAUCCGUAUCGAGUUUGAGGUAGCAGUAGCUCCGAGCUUUUAAAGCCCCGUCACGCGCGCCUUCACCGGGACGCAGAUUUCGCUAGAACUGACGAGAGCAGCAGUAGGCGCGGUCAGGUCAUCUCGGCUGGUAAACAUGUGCGACCCCCACGCCGCACGCCGGCAAUUACUUCCGCGGGCGUCUUUGGUGCCCGUCUUAACUGCGGUUCUUGCCGGGGCGGCCUGCCUGCGGUUGCCGUUCGCGCUAAAGCUCCACAGCCUGUGGCCCUGUCAGCCCUCAAACUGCGCCCAACGCGCGAUUAUGGUCCAUGAGUAGAAGAUACGGCGUCAAUUAAGCUCUGGUAGGUGCGCACACAUGAGUAUAGGACAGUACGCUUACUUGCCCGCGUCAAUGCACUGGCCUAGUUCUGGCAUGACGGUGAUCGGAUCGGGUGCACUGUGCUGUGCUUGCAAGUUGGCCUCGCGUGGGGGCCCCCGCAAGGACGCGUGCUGAUUGUACCGCGCGUUCUUGCUUGAAGGAUUGGUUUCCCCUUUUAUGCAGGGAUUCGAUUCUCUUGGCCUGCCUGACCCUGCCCUGCCCUGCCCCUAUAUAGCUGUGACGCCACUGUGGCAGAAGCUUCUGCUUUUCGAUGAUUGGGGUUGUACGUUUCCUGCCAGUGGAAUGUUAAGAUACUUGGGCUGGUGAGAUACUCUGCAAGCAAUGGAUCGACGCAGCUGGCCUUGGAAGAAGAAAUCAUCUGACAAAUCAUCAAAUGCGGAUGUGCUGCAGAAUUUUAAUCAUGCAGAACAGGAAGAUAAAGCUCCAAAAUUUGUGCAAAUUUCACCUGAAACAUAUGCACAUCUUACCGAGUCAGAGGAAAAAGUAAAAAAAUUAGAAGAAAACGUGAAGGUCUUGAAUGAAAAACUCUCUGCAGCGCAAUCUGAGAUCACAACUAAAGAUGCUCUUGUGAAGCAGCAUGCAAAAGUUGCUGAAGAAGCUGUAUCAGGUUGGGAGAAAGCUGAAGCAGAGGCCUCCGCGCUCAAGCUUCAGCUAGAAACUGUUACAUUAUCUAAGCUAGCCGCUGAAGAAAGAGCUGCACAUCUGGAUGGUGCAUUGAAAGAAUGCAUGAAGCAAGUAAGGGCUGUUAAGGAAGAAGGUGAGCAGAAGCUACAUGAUGUAGUCUUUGCAAAAACCAAACAGUGGGAGAAGAUAAAGGCCGAGUUAGAAGCAAAAUUACUUGAAUUUGAACAGGAACUCAUAAGGGCUGGUGCUGAGAAUGAUGCACUCACAAGAGCACUUCAAGAACGGGCAGAACUGUUGAUGAAAAUUGAUGAGGAAAAAGCUCAAGCAGAAGCUGAGAUUGAAAUCUUAAAGAGCACAAUCCAAUCAGGCGAAAGGGAAAUAAAUUCACUUAAAUACGAAUUGCAUGUUGUCUCCAAAGAGCUUGAAAUCCGCAAUGAAGAAAAGAACAUGAGUGUGCGCUCAGCUGAUGUAGCAACUAAACAGCACCAGGAAGAUGUCAAGAAAAUAUCAAAACUUGAAGCUGAAUGCCAAAGAUUACGUGGCCUUGUUCGAAAGAAGUUACCUGGUCCUGCAGCACUAGCUCAAAUGAAAAUGGAGGUGGAGAGCUUGGGUAGAGAGUAUGGAGACCACAGAGUACGACGAUCUCCUGCAAAGAAUUCUAGUUUCCAUCGGCCCAUGUCUCCUAUGUCUCCUGUUCCUGAUUACGCAAUCGAGAACAUACAGUACAUGCAGAGAGAGAAUGAGUUUCUGACUGCUCGUUUAUUAACAAUGGAAGAAGAAACCAAGAUGCUUAAAGAGGCAUUGACAAAGCGAAACAGUGAGCUGCAAUCUUCAAGAAGCAUGUAUGCUAAGACAGCAGGAAAGCUCCGAAGCUUUGAAGUUCAUAUGUUGACUGGAAACCAACAUAAGAGUCCAACUAUGAACAUGGAUAUUCAUUUUGAUGGUGCACUGAGCCAAAAUGGAAGCAACCCACCUAGCAUGACUUCCAUGUCUGAAGAUGGGGUUGAUGAUGAAGGAAGUUGUACAGAAUCUUGGGCCAACACUCUGGUGUCUGAGCUCUCUCAGUUCAAAAAAGAGAAGGCUGCCAAGAGCAGUGCGACAGAAAGCUCCAAUAGGUUGGAACUCAUGGAUGACUUCUUAGAGAUGGAGAGAUUAGCAUGUCUGUCUUCUGAUGUUAAUGGCAAUGGCAGCACUAUUGACAAAAUGAAGAUAGAUGAAGUUGGGGCUACUUUGUCUGACUUUACUGAAAGAGAUGGUGUUAAAGAUUUGCAGUCAGCUUCACCAAUGACAGAAAGUCCAUCUAAUAAACAGCGUUUGUCUGAGAAAUCUUCGCUUUCGAAAUUCCAGUCAAGAAUAUCUUUAUUACUGGAUUCUGAAUCAGCAGAGAAUAAUGCUGAGGUACUUGAUAGUAUCAGAAACAUUCUAAAGGAUAUUGAAGAUGAGGCAGAUUCGGUGAACACAAAUGGAACUCAUCAUUCAGGCAGGACCUUAAGUUUAGAUAGCAAAUGUGCCAUCGAUCAAGAACUUAAGAAUGCCAUAUUGAAGAUUCAAGACUUUGUUAAGUUACUUGAUCAAGAAGUCUCCAAGUUUCAAGGCCAGUCAUCUGAUUAUAAUGGGCUAAGUGAGAAAACACAACAGUUCUCUGCAUUGGUUGACAAAGUUCUGUCAAACGAUGAUGUCCUAAAUGAUAUUGUCAUGGCACUGUCUGUUAUCUUGUCAGAAACUAGCCAGAUUAAGUUGACACUGUUGAGAGACAACAACAAUGAAGCAGAAAGUAAUAACUUAGAUUGUGUUGAUAAAGUGACUCUACUUGAAAAUAAGGUGCAGCCUGAGCCAGUAAAAGACAAUGGUUCUGGUCUCUGCCCACUGUUGCCUCAUUCAUCUUCUGAUCCUGAGUUUGAGGGGCCUACUGAUGCUGGAUUUGAUGUUAAGGCUGCAGUGAAGGUAUGCUCGCCGGAGGAAUAUGAACAACUUAAAUCUGAGAGGACAAAUUUGGAGGGAGAGUUAGCAAAGUGCAACAAAAUAAUAGAAGAAACAAAGGUUAGAUUAAGUGAUAUGGAGAAAAACCUGGAAAACCUCACAUCUAAGUUGGCUGACAGUGAGAAAUCAAAUAGCUUGAGUGAGACACAGUUGAAGUGUAUGGCUGAAUCCUACAAGUCACUUGAAUCAAGGAAACUUGAAUUAGAAAAUGAGAUAGAAGUGCUAAGGUCCAAAAUAGAUGCUUUAACAGCUGAACUCUCUGAUGAAAGGCAAAGUCAUCAGGACGACUUAGUUAAAUACAGAGAUCUCGAGGAGAAGAUGGAAAGGUAUGAGAUGGAGAGGAGUUCAAUGCUUGUGGAUGGGGACCCAGACACCAAGUCAAAGCAGGAUAAAGAGAUAGGGGCUGCAGCAGAGAAACUGGCAGAGUGCCAGGAGACCAUAUUGAUUCUUGGCCGUCAGCUGCAAGCUAUGCGUCCUCCAGCCGAGUCACUCGGCUCUUCACCUAAUCGGCAAGGCACGGAGAACUUUCUACAGGACGUGGUAGGAACAACCGCAGGAGAAUAUUCCCAGAAGCCUUCAGGCCAACCUGAUACAGACCAGGAUAUGCUUGGGACAGGAAAUGUCUCUCCGGUCAAUGGAUACAAGACACACAUGAUCCCUUCUGAUGCAGACGGAAGCCCUUUCCUUUCUCCGAACAGCUCCAAGCGCCCGAAGCAUCGAUCGAGAUCCUCUUCGUCUUCGUCAUUCACCAACCACCAGUUGCCAGACAAACAGAGCCGAGGAUUCAGUCGGUUCUUUGCGAAGACCAAAGAGUGAAACUUCUCCCGAUUGGGUGGGAUGGUGGAGGACAUGAAUUUCUGUAGAGCUUAUUGAGGCAAGCCUUCGUGUGCGUUCUCUCAGGUCAGGUGAUGCUUUGGGUUGCUGGAAUAAUACUCAGCUUGCAGUCGAGCGGGUCGUGGGCCAGAGUGUUGCGGAAUGUAUGUUAUCAGUCUCUUCUGCUAGAGCUUUUCUGGGUUGCUGUGUGUUUGAAACCUCACUGUACAUGUGCUUACAUGCAUGAAGGAGCAUGGUUGUUGGUUUGUGUUUAAUCUUCUUGUGAAUUAGCAUGUGUAUUUUCCUUGUACUGGUUUCAUGUACAGUUAACCUGCGCUAAUUUCAAGGGCAUUGAUAUACGUAUUAUAUUGUGUUGAUCA
Molecule: messenger RNA, 4369 nt
Organism: Zea mays
Lineage: Eukaryota; Viridiplantae; Streptophyta; Magnoliopsida; Poales; Poaceae
Exons: 6
Coding region: 894-3992 (1032 amino acids)
Source: RefSeq, a predicted model, not a curated record